This is a messenger RNA of Chironomus riparius, 835 nucleotides long. The record is from the annotation of a GenBank genome assembly. NCBI's taxonomy places the organism in Eukaryota, Metazoa, Arthropoda, Insecta, Diptera, Chironomidae.
AAUCAAAAAGAACUUUGUAAGCAAAGAAGUUGAAAAAAAUUUCAAGUGAAAUUAAAAUAAUCUUUUAAAGCCAAAGGAAUAAUAAUAAUUAAAUCAAAAUGCCACGAAGAGGACGAAGUGCAUCUCCACCACCAGCUCAACGCAGACCAAUGGCUACUUCUGCCCCACAAAGACCACAACAACAAGCUAGACCAGCUCCCCCACCUGCACCAGUUCAAGCUGCUCCAAGCGCAGUCGCUCCAGCAGCUGCACCAGUAUCACAGGGCCCUGGUUUAAUGGCUAAUAUUGCUUCCACAGCAGCUGGAGUAGCUAUCGGGCAUACAAUGGGUCAUGCAAUCACAGGAAUGUUCUCAGGUUCUGGAUCAGACUCACAGCCACAACAACAACAACAAUCAGCAGCUCCAAUUGCUCAACAGCCACAAUAUGCAGCUUCGAGUGAUCAACAAACACCAUCUGGACCUUGUGCAUGGGAAGUUCGUCAGUUCCUUCAGUGUGCCCAACAGCAAUCAGAUUUGACAUUAUGCGACGGUUUUAAUGAAGCUCUUCGACAGUGCAAAUCGUCUAAUUCUAUGUAAAUUAAUUUUGUGGAUGGAUUAUGAAUGUGCUGUUUUUUUUGUUAUCACAAUCGCCUCGUACUUUCUUUUUGCUUGUCAAACAGUUCGUACAUGACUAUUUUUUUAAAAUCCUUUGUUUUCUGCUGCAAUAAAUCCAUGGAAUUGAAUUUUUUAUAAUUUAUCUGACUUUAUGUUUAACACAAAUACAAAUCCUUCCAUAAAUGGAUGAGAUAAAGUUCAAAUAGAAUAUUGAAAUGAAAAAUCUUAGAUGGAUUGUAAAC